Molecule: messenger RNA, 5976 nt
Organism: Perca fluviatilis (European perch)
Lineage: Eukaryota; Metazoa; Chordata; Actinopteri; Perciformes; Percidae
Gene: rasa2
Product: RAS p21 protein activator 2
Exons: 24
Coding region: 237-2705 (822 amino acids)
Biological process (GO): regulation of GTPase activity; intracellular signal transduction
Source: RefSeq, a predicted model, not a curated record
AGAGAGACCUUAAAUUCCCUUAAAAGCUCCUACCAUUUCCAGAUUUACUAGCCAAAGCAAGGCGCUCGACUCAUAUAUGAGGAAGCUUCGCCACACGUUUUAAGGCACCAGUGUGUACGGGACCUGACGUGACGCGGCAGUGGGGCUGGCUUUCCUCCACUCUGCCUGCAUUCAUAAACGGAUAUGAUAAACCAGCGUUGAAUGCACCGGAGAAGCGAUAACAGUCAGCUCUUACCAUGGCGGAAGAGGACGACGCGGGGAUUCGGAUUUUACAGAGCCUGCGGGGUAAAAUAUGUGAAGCUAAGAACCUAGGUCCAGUCUCGGGUCCAAAUCGACAAAGGGAUCUCUGCACCUUUUGCACCAUAAGUCUGGAUCAGGAGGAGGUGUUCCGCACCAAGGUGUUUGACAAAAGUGUCAGCCCUUUCUAUGGAGAGGACUUCUACUUUGAGAUCCCACGACCAUUUCAGUGUUUAUCCUUCUAUGUUUAUGCCAAGAGUGUUUUUCAAAGGGACCUACCUGUUGGCAAGGUGUCAAUCCGGAAGGAUGACCUGUGUAAAUACAGUGGGAAGGAGCACUGGUUUAGCCUUCAUCCGGUAGAUCCAAACUCAGAAGUCCAGGGUAAGGUUCACUUGGAAAUGCGAUUGAAUGAAGUGAUCACAGACAACGGCUCAGUAGGUCAACACUUACUAGUCCGGAUAAUAGAGUGCCAGGGACUGCCUUUGAUCAGUGGGCAGAACUGUGACCCCUAUGCCACAGUGUCACUCGUUGGACCUGCCAGGUCUGACCAAAAGAAAACAAAGGUAAAGAAGAAAACCAGCAACCCUCAGUUUGAAGAGACCUUCUUCUUUGAGGUCACACGGUCCAGCAGCUACUCAAAAAAGUCUCAUUUCCAAGUGGAGGAGGAGGACAUCGAAAAACUUGAGAUCAAAGUUGAUUUGUGGAACAACGAGAAUCUGGCUCAGGAUGUGUUUCUGGGGGAGACGCGAGUCCCUGUCAAGAUCCUACAAAAUGACCGCGUCCACAGAGCCUGGUAUCUCCUCCAGCCCAAAGGGAACGGCAGCAAGUCCAAGUCUGAUGAUUUGGGAUCCUUGCGUUUGAAGCUGACCUACAUAGAAGACACAGUGCUGCCAUCUGCCUACUACACACCACUCUGCAACCUGCUGCUUAAAUCCCCAGAUGUGAAGCCCAUCUCAGCGUCCGCAGCACACAUUUUGGGGGACAUCUGCAGAGAGCGAUAUGAGGCUGUUCUGCCCACGGUUCGACUGCUGCUCCACCACAAUCGCUGUGUGCCUUUUGUCUCUGCUGUGGCAGCACUAGAGCUGGACAACACUCAGGAGGCUAACACUAUAUUCCGUGGCAACUCACUGGCGACACGCUGCAUUGAUGACAUGAUGAAGAUUGUGGGAAAGAAUUACCUGGCAGUUACCCUGAAGCCUGUAAUAGAUGAGAUUUGUGAAUCCAACAAAACAUGUGAGAUAGACCCAGUUAAACUAAAGGAAGGAGACAACGUAGAGGUCAAUAAGGAGAACCUUCAGGGUUAUGUCCAGAAAGUCUUUUCUUCAAUCACCCAGUCAAGUUCCAGCUGUCCCCCACUUAUGUGUGAUGUCUUCAGGUCACUGAGACACUUGGCCUGCAAACGCUUCCCAGCUGACCCACAUGUUCAAUACUCGGCCGUUAGCAGCUUUGUUUUCCUGCGGUUCUUCGCCGUUGCUGUUCUUACUCCCCACUCCUUCCAGCUCCGUUCCCACCAUCCUGAUCCUGAGAUUUCCCGCACACUCACACUCAUCUCAAAAACAAUCCAGACGCUGGGUAGCUGGGGUAGUUUGUCAAAAAAACUGUCUAGUUUCAAAGAAACCUACAUGUACGACUUCUUCAAAUCAUUCCAAGAAGACAAGUGUAUCGAAAAAGUUAAAAAGUUUCUUGACGAGAUCUCCUCUAACGUCAGCAAGGAGUCCAGUGGGCUGGAGGACGCAGUGGUUCUCAAGGAGGGGGAAGUACAGAAGCGUGCCCAGGGGAGAAAACGCCUUGGCAAGAAGAACUUUAAAAAGAGAUGGCUCAGAGUGACCAACAGGGAGCUCUCCUACCACAAACAUAAAGGAAAAGAGGCCCUCUGCAUCAUCAAUGUCAAAAAUAUCCAGGCGGUGGAGAAACUGGAUGAAAGUGCCUUUAACCGCAAAAAUAUGUUUCAGGUGGUCCACUCUGAGAAGCCUCUGUAUGUGCAAGCAGGAAACUGUGUAGAGGCCAGUGAGUGGUUGGAGGUCCUGGGCCCGGUCAGUCGCUGCAAUGAGGGACGCCUAUCCACCUUUCAUCCUUCAAAUUACAGCAGUGGAGCCUGGCAGUGUUGCAAAAGCCAAAGUAGCAAUGCACCAGGCUGUAAGCCCUGCACAACCACCGUGCUGGCCAACCUGCAGCUGGACAUAGACUGUGACCGGGAAACGGAGAGAAUAUUCUCCCUCCUCUCCGUAAACGAUACCAAGCUCCAGAACAUGGAGGAUGCAUGUGCCAGUAUGGCGGUGUACCAGGGCCCUCAGCGGGAGCAGGAGGACUACUCCAAGUUCACCAUUCAGGAACCCAAAGAGACCUUUCAGACACUCAAACAGCUCCGAAACAUCAUGGAGGAACUUCAGAGGCAGCACAACAUCAGGAGAGACGCAACGGCACAGUACGGAAGCCUGGACAACCCCAUAGUAGGGAAAACCUCUUAACCCCGGGCGGGAAGGUGGGGCCUGAAACAGCCAUACUGUACCAGCAGGUGUCAGUACACCACACAGAGCCUACGGUCCUAAAGGAGCCCCUGGAGUUGUCCCAGCGGGACCGCCCGCUGUGUGUCCGGGAGAAGAGCAUACAAUACACCCUGACCUCCAGACAUCAUGAUUCCACUACAGCAGUGACCGCCUAAGAAGGGGAACCAGAACGAGCUGCUCUCCUCGGUCCCUGAAAUGAACGAACCCUUAGGUGUUUUCUUUGGCAGUACAUUGCCUCGUCUCCACCCCUCCUCUGGUCCCUUAUAAAGAGACACUUUCCUCGUCUUAAUUUAUGUCCUCUUUGACGUCUACAGCUGUGUGAAAAAGGCAUCAUUAGAUGGUGUGUGAAUAGGCUGCUAAUGUUUUUUUUUGUUUUUUUUAUAUCAACAGUUGCGAUGAUGCUCUCCCAAAUCGUUCAAGGUUUUGCUCUGACAUCUGUCUUUAGAGUUGAUUUUAAUAAUCAUCUUUCUGGAGGAUCGUCCUCUAUUUGUGCCCAUUUUAUCUUUCUCUACUGUCUUAGUGUCCUUCCUCUUCUGAACAAAUGUUUAUGUAUAUUUUCAGAGGACAGUUAAGUAGAUGAAACCGAUCUGCCUUACCUUGAUGGAUGUUUCUUUCACAGUAAAUGCUGAGGGAAUAAUGCAGAAGCACUUUAAAUAUUUGGAGCACUCCAAAUGGAAAUGAUUAGAUACUUGGUAUCAGCUUUCCCCAUUUUGAUCAGUUACAUGAUCUUGAGUACAUUUUUUUUGUUUCAUUCCUGUACAAUAACAUUUAUAGCCUUUAGAUUUUAAGAUAUUUUUCUCAACCAAAGACAAUUUCAUAGGUUUGACUUGAAAAAAAAGAAACGAUUAAUGUAUUUUGAAUACAGAUGUUUUAAAAAUGGAGACACAUACACAUACACACACACACACACACACACACACACACACACACACACAUAUAUCAAAAAUUAGUUUUUUGUUUAUGUUUUUGCUAACAUACUCUUUUACGUUUUAGUGACUUAAGGCGAGCAUGCUGCGUUCAGUUUGGAAUCCUGAUGGCACAUGAUUGUGUCCCUGUGAUUGUGAAUCGUACUGGUACGGUGUACAUUAGAUCUGUGCUGUCAUGUUGAGAGCAUCGCAACAUACAUACAUACACUGUAGUGGCUUAUGUAAGAAAUGAUGGAGGAAAUGCAGAGAGGAAUCCAUCAGAAUAACAAAUUAGAAUUAGUCCAGACAAUCACGGCAACCAACAAACACAUUUUUGUUUUAUUUUUCAAACCAGCAACUCCAGCUGGUGUACUUAAUGGUUUAAGAGAAUCUGUUUAAGAUGUGGCACUCUGUGGUUUAGAGUUAAGUUAUUUACAAAGUUAGUCGCAGCACUCCACUGCCAAAAUAUUCAAAAGUCUGUCUUUUUUUAAAAAAAAAAGAAGAAAAAAAAAAAGAUACAUUCGUUAAAAAUGAUGCACAUCAUCAUGUUCCUGGUGUGACUCAUAUCCUAGAAUUUUUUUUUUUAUCCUAACAAUCAUAUCUGAUCAAUACAGUAAUAUAAAAUAGUCUAUCAGCUGUUUUAUAAAUGCUCAUCACAAGUUAUCAGCCCCUAUGGUCGAACAGAAUUCAAUUAAUUAUAUGAAGCUGAUACAAGCAACCAAAUCCUCCCCAAAUUUUAAGAUCUAACCAGCAAAUGUUUUUACGUUUUUACUGAUUUAUUUUUCUGUUGGUCGACUUAUUGAUUAAUCAACAAAUCAUUUUUGCGCUGGAGAAAACUGAACAAUCAAACUUGUGAUUCAAUCCUGGAUUACUUUUUAUUGUUUUCCAUCAUUUGCCCAUUUGAACAAUGAAGUGUUGAAAAGAUACAAAAGAAACUUGAAUAUAUUUUAACAACAAAAGUUGAACAUGUAAUGCUGAUAAUACAGGGUUAACCGUGUAUUUUAUUUUGCCUGUGGAAAUAAUUUUUGUUUGUGUUUGGUCUGUCAUAUAUUUCUAACAUGCAUGUAUUGUGUAUUUAACAAUUUAUUUUUCUAGGAAAAUGUUUUUGUAUCUUUUGUUUUUUUUUUAAACACCGAUUUAAUGUGUUGCUAUACUGGUACGGUACCUUGUUCUUUGUCUGCAGAGCUUCUUUGAGGCUUUUGUUUUUGUCCCAGAGUUGUUCCCUUUACUGACUGUAUGUGGUUGUAGCUGCUGCCAAACCUCCACUUGUUGAUAGCUUAACGCAGUGCUACUGAAGUGAAUAUUGUGUGUAACGUCCCACAGAGCUGCAGCUGGUACUGACUAAGUCCACACGCAGGUUGGAAGUGAAUGAACUGCCUAAUCAGAGCCAAAAUACAACUGUAAAAUGAUUGAUUUUAAUUAAGACAUUGAUCAUUGGAUGAACUUUGCCUAUGCUUGUGAAAGGUUUUCAGUUGGACAAGGUUGGGGGAAAAAAAGGAUGACUGGACCAAAUUUCAACAGCAAUAUGUGGACCCUAACCAAUCGCAGCAUAAAGUUAUUGUUAUAUGGUGUAUAAGCUUGCAUGUCAACUCCAUUGCCAGUUUAAUAAGAGCCAGUAAACUAGUGGUUGAUGUCUUCUGGUUGUUUGCUCCUAUUCAUAUGAAGAUGAUUAGGUGAACAUGUUUUGGGGUUUAAAUUCCAUUCACUUGGUCACAAAAUUAUGCUUUUAUCUGCUUUUAAUAAGGGAUUUCUUUCCAUUUGUUUCUCUGUGUCUGCACAUUGUCUCUAAAAUAAACAGUCCUUGUCAGCAUGUGGAUGAGAUGCAUGUGGAAACGCGUGCAGUGGCCUGGUAGCGGUUGACUAUCUCAUAUAAUAUUACCAAACUGAAAGGGAUGUGCUUUAAACGAUCAGAUGAAAAACAUCAAUCAAGGUGGUAGUAGUCAACUCACACAUCUGAUGUGUGUUUCUGAGCACUUAAUAUUAAUUACAGAAGCGAGGGAAAAAGUCCAGGUUAAUGCCAGGACAAAAAUAUGAUUUCAGGGUCUGCUUCAAGCACGACAACAAUAUCAAAUUUUCUCUUCGAUUUACAGCCGUAAAAUUGCAAAACCAAGCUUUUCUUCCUGCCCGUCACCUUACAUCGGUUCUGUCAGUCACAGCGCAUGAGUACAAUAAACAAUUUGUUUGAAGACUUCAUGGGAUGUUUUUUUUUUUCUGAAAUCUAAAAGCUUGUUUCUUCACAUGUCCAACUCAUUUCACCUGAAUGUCUCCAUACUUCUUCGGUACAUUAUCUGUUCUUUUUAUACACAUUAAAUAUAUUGUUUUCCACA